GCAUGAAAUGAGUUAGGGAAUAGCGAGGAAGAAUGGAGUUGGAAAGAGCGAAGAAAUAUCUGGAGAAAGGUGUGGAUGGCAAUGCCGAUGGCAAUGAAGGAAUGUUCGAAAACUUCAUGAUGCAAGGUCUUGGUCUGCUCCUCGACUCCAUCGAACGUGGCCGAGUGCUUUGCUCCAUGAAAGUCCCCGUUCGACUUCUGAACCCAGGGAAUACGUUUCAUGGGGGAGCCACAACAUCACUGGUGGACCUGAUUGGCUCCGCGGUUAUACUCACUUAUGGACUUACUUCCACCGGUGUUUCUGUGGAGAUUACCCUCUCUUUACUGGAUGCUGCUUUCGCUAAUGAGGAAAUAGAGAUAGAAGGGAGGGCAUUGCGCAUUGGGAAGACGGUUGCGGUUGUGAAUGUCGAAUUUCGCAAGAAAAGCACUGCCAAAAUAUUUGCACAGGCGCGUCAUACUAAGUACCUCCAUCUCCCACCACCACCACCUGUUCAAACCAAAAUGUAAAUGCCAUGCCCAUCUUUCAAUCAUGAUUGUAUUUUUAUAACCAUUUUAAGGCGCCUCACUUUUUAGUUCUACGACCCAUGCUUGUAAUAAGAGACCUUUUCUUGGAUUCCUUUGCAAUAUAUACACUACUUGCAUGCUCCUCAUGUUCACUGCACGCAUGCAUGUGAUAUGGUAUAAUAUAUAUAUAUUGCUUGUUUGAAAUGCUCCA
Molecule: messenger RNA, 714 nt
Organism: Gossypium raimondii (Peruvian cotton)
Lineage: Eukaryota; Viridiplantae; Streptophyta; Magnoliopsida; Malvales; Malvaceae
Exons: 3
Coding region: 33-506 (157 amino acids)
Molecular function (GO): fatty acyl-CoA hydrolase activity
Source: RefSeq, a predicted model, not a curated record